Messenger RNA from Heteronotia binoei (common prickly gecko), 990 nucleotides. Its product is annotated as olfactory receptor 51V1-like. The record is from RefSeq and is a predicted model, not a curated record. The transcript has a single exon. Gene Ontology annotation, molecular function: G protein-coupled receptor activity; olfactory receptor activity. Gene Ontology annotation, biological process: G protein-coupled receptor signaling pathway. Bases 1 to 990 code for a protein of 329 amino acids. NCBI's taxonomy places the organism in Eukaryota, Metazoa, Chordata, Lepidosauria, Squamata, Gekkonidae. Gene Ontology annotation, cellular component: membrane.
AUGGCCCCCUCCACCCCUGCCAACGUCACCAAUCCAGUGCUUGGCCUGAGCGGCUUCCCAGGGCUGGAGACGGCUCACCACUGGAUCGGCAUCCCCAUCUUCUCCGCCUACCUGGUUGCCGUGCUGGGCAACUGCACCAUCCUGUACGUCAUCUGGGCAGAGCCCAGCCUGCACCAGCCCAUGUACUAUUUCCUGGCCAUGCUGGCCACCACCGACCUGGGAUUCUGCCUCACCACCGUGCCCACCGUCCUGGGAGUCCUCUGGUUCCAGCUGAGGAAGGUCAGCCUGCAGCUGUGCGUUUCUCAGGGCUUCUUCUUCCAUUCCCUCUCCUUCAUGGAGUCAGCCGUGCUCUUUGCCAUGGCCCUGGAUCGCUACGUGGCCAUCUCCUUCCCUCUGAGGUACACAAAGCUGCUGACCACCAAUAGAGUGGCCAGGAUUGGUCUGGUCCUUUUCCUGAGAAGCACCCUCCUCCUCGUUCCCCUUAUACCUUUUCUUCUACAGUUCCCCUACUGCCCGGAUGCAACCCUUUCUCACUCCUACUGUCUCCAUCAGGACCUGAUCCGUUGGGCUUGUGCCAACACCACCUUCAACAGCCUAUAUGCUCUCAUCCUCAUCUUCCUCACCAUGGGCUCGGACCUCCUCUUCAUCCUCAUCUCCUACAGCCUGAUCCUGAAGACAGUCCUGGGAAGAACCUCGGGGGGUGAAGGCCACCACAAGGCCCUGGGCACCUGCGUCUCCCACCUCUGCGCCGUCCUGGUCUUCUACGUGCCAGUCCUGGGGCUCUCCGUGGUGCACCGCUUUGGCCAGCACGCCUCCCCCCUUCUCCACGUCGUCAUGGGCAACAUCUACAUCCUCCUCCCGCCCCUGAUGAACCCCAUCAUCUACAGCAUCAAGACCAAGCAGGUCUACAGCAGGAUCCUCCAAAUAGCCUCAAUCAAGAGUUCUAAGACUCAGCAUCACAAACGAGUUGGCCACACUGAGGUGGGAUGA